Molecule: messenger RNA, 1235 nt
Organism: Arachis ipaensis
Lineage: Eukaryota; Viridiplantae; Streptophyta; Magnoliopsida; Fabales; Fabaceae
Source: RefSeq, a predicted model, not a curated record
AAAUCGCAACAAAAAUAGACACCAAAAAAGGGUUCAAUUUGCGUGUUCGACAGAGUUAUAGAAGCAAUAGCAGCCAUGGAUGUCAGUGGAAUUCCAAGCACGGAAGGUGGCAGCUUACACAAUUUUGUGAAUUUGGUUGAAGACGCAACUACAAUUUUGCGUGAAGCUUUACCUGUGCCCUACGAAAAGCGCUCGUUAGCAAUGUUGGUUUACCACGUUGCUAAAAUCUGCUCUCUCAUUGCUUCAAGAACACCCAAUCCCAGCAGGGCGACUGCUACUCUCCUGAUCUGUUCCACUCUGAUUGCUUUCGAAGCCAUCUUGUGGGUCGUGGCCGAUCACUUCUUGUGGUUCGUCACAGCCAAUGCAACUCUCUUAUUCAUAGCAAUGAUAUGCUACCAUAAGGACAUUCACAGUCACAGCCAAAGGGCUCGCCAAAGUUGAUGCUGCUGCUCAUAAGGUUGGUUGGUUUAGACGACAUAAAAUUAUUGAAUAUCACACAUCAUGCAAUGCUAGUCUAUUCAAUUAGAUUAGCUGGAUUCCUUCUUCCUCCUUAGAUUUUCACUUACUGUGCUGUGUGUUGUGACAAAAGAAGAAAAGAAAUUGGAUGUUUACUAUUGUUCUGUUUGGUGAGUUUUCUUUUUCUUUAGGGUGUACUUUUUCCCGUUUACAGUUUACAAAUUGUUGAAUGAGAAUAAUGGUUCCCCGGCAUGGCUUAUUUUUACCAUCUUUGUCUGAUUUUCUGAUUACUUGAUGCUUUCAUCUUCGUUCUAUGGUAGACAUGGUUAUCACAUUUGGUGUACCUUGAAACUUCUAGGUACUACAUUCCAUAGUCUAUUUUCAUCCAAAAGCUCACUAAAAUGUGACCCUUUUUGGUUAUUGAUAUGUUCUAGGAAGAUUCCCACUUAAACUUUGUGGUCAACUUUAUUCCUUUUCCCCCCUCUCCCCCCCCACAAUUGCAAGAAUGUUGAAUGCACAGGUAUAAAUAUCAUGGAGCUUCUGCCAAACUCAAUUUCUGUCUUAAGUUCUCCCGUUCUACCAGAGAAUGAAUGAUAUCUUGUAAAAGAAGCUGGCUUUUGUUAAAUAGUAAUAUUCUUGAGGUACAAAGUUAUGAUAAGGGCCAUGAUUGUCUUUAAGCAUAUAUUUAUUUAUUUAUUUUAUGGAAUAUAGAAUUUGUAUGGUAAUUUCAAUCGUUGAGCAUUAUGUCCAGCAUUUUUCAUUUUACUUUGAACUUAGAG